Messenger RNA from Porites evermanni, 1361 nucleotides. The record is from the annotation of a GenBank genome assembly. Lineage: Eukaryota; Metazoa; Cnidaria; Anthozoa; Scleractinia; Poritidae.
AUGUGUUCAUCAUGUAGCAGUGUCACUUCUACCACUACAAUGGAAACUAUUCUCCCACUACAUAUCACAAAGGUAUGAGUAAAUAUUACGAAUAAUUAAUUUUUUUCAUUUUACACGUCUGAAGACAGUCCCCAAAAAAAAUAUUUAAGUACACAAAAAAAUUAGUACCAGGCAGACCACAAUAAAAGUCAUUGAUCAUGUUUUUGCUAAUUCAACAAAAUAUAAUAAUUAUUUAAAUUUAAAAAAUUGAAUGUUGAAUGUUGACCCAAACCUGAAAACAGGAAAUUGUAACUUAGGAACCCCAUUUAAAUACCAUGUGAUCCUUUUUGACGCCAGAGCAGUGGUUUAUCCAAAGGAUGUUAACUACAUCUCACCUUCCAAUAUUAGACGCUGGGUGGAAAAACCUGCUUUUCAAUUCAAUUUACACACUGCAUUCCAAUUCUCUGCCCCCUUCCAUCCCUGAAAUGUUAUCAGCCUCCCCCGUGAGCCUCAAGAGGUUCUGUGAUACACGUAUUUCCAGUGGAUAUAUUAUUAAUUCUGGCGAGAUACAUUUUGCAGGUAAGAUGAUUCAAUGGGCCAAAAUUAUAUGUAUAAUUACCGGUGGCUAUUAUUCCAUCUUUUUCCUGUCCUAAUUAUUUUUUUGUUUCUUUAUUAAUUUGAAAGGGCUGUAUUGUACAGAGCUUCUUGAGGGAUUAUUCCCACCCAGUGGAACUGGAAUCAUCUUAUUAUUGUAGCAGGUAACAAAAGUGGAAGAAUAUUAAAUGUUCAACUCAAACACAAACCAACAUACACGAGCAAAAAAAAACACAAACAAGCAAAUUUUUAUGCUUAUCAAAAAAAUGAUUUAUUCAAAAAUGCAAAAGUAAUUCAACCUACAACUAUUUGCAUAUAGAAUUUAUGGCAUCACAAAUUGAUUAUCAAUAAACUUUUAAGAAACUAUUUACAUAUAAAUUUAUGACAUUAAAAAUUGAUUUAAAAGGAAGGCUUUCAUUUUAUGUUUUAAAAUGAUAAGAGAUUCAAUUAAUUUAAAAUGGGGUUUUAACGCAUUCCACAAUGUUACAGUUACCCUGUUAACCUGGCCUUAGGUACACACUACAUGGUAAUAAUCUGUUUGUCCUCGGGUAAAUGUUGAAUUAUUUCUCUUCCAUUUUUAUCCCAUCAGUUGCUCAAAAAGUACUGAUGCAUGGAAGAGGUUGCUCACAUGCCAAUCCCCUCUGUCAUUGUGCAUUCAGGUUGUAAGAUUUCAAAAUGAUGGUAAAAAGCUUGGCAACUCGAUAGAUUACAAGGAGAAAGUUUUUUUCCGGAACACCAUAACUCUUCAGACAAAGGAACCACAGCAACUGAUGUCUCAUAUCAACUGA